AUGGACUACGAUUCAGGCCUUAUAGACUUCCUUACACAUCAACCGUCUAUUGAAUCACUUACACUCCUUGGUGCUAUUCCAAACCACCUCACUUCAAUGCGUUUGGAUCUCCCUGAGACCGCAUUACCUAACUUGAGGCAUUUCCAUGGACAUUACACCCAAGUACUGGCAUUCGUUCCUCGGCGUCCUGUACAAAGCGUUUACAUCACUCUAGUCGACGAUACGGGUGAAUUUGAAGACUCGGAUGUUUUUACAUGCCUCAAGGAUACAGUCGAGACAAUAGCACAGAACGCAGGGCCAUUAGAAGAAAUUACGUUCGAAGAUGAGGAUACGGAUUAUGGGUUAUUGGAAGUGGUGUUAUGUAAUUUGCCACACUUGAAAGCUGUUACAUUGUGUGUUUCGCAAUACGGACAAAGUUGGCUACGGUACUCCAAUCCUCAAUGGUUUGGCUUCGUAAGGAGUAAAUCGCCGGGCCAACUAGCUCAGUUACAAAGCUUAAACAUUACACAUGAUAUAUAUGCCUCACCUUUAGAUCGCCCACCAGUGAUCACCCUUGAUUUCAACCCCAUAUUUGUCCUGAGGACUACGUUUCACGAUUCUCUCUAUGCACCGUUCCUACGUUCGGAGGCUUGA
Rhizoctonia solani is the source of this 633-nucleotide messenger RNA. RefSeq lists its product as uncharacterized. The coding region runs from base 1 to 633 and encodes 210 amino acids. Lineage: Eukaryota; Fungi; Basidiomycota; Agaricomycetes; Cantharellales; Ceratobasidiaceae. The record is from RefSeq and is a predicted model, not a curated record. The transcript has 2 exons.